Molecule: messenger RNA, 795 nt
Organism: Puccinia graminis f. sp. tritici CRL 75-36-700-3
Lineage: Eukaryota; Fungi; Basidiomycota; Pucciniomycetes; Pucciniales; Pucciniaceae
Exons: 11
Coding region: 76-795 (239 amino acids)
Source: RefSeq, a predicted model, not a curated record
AGUGCGUUACCCUUUUGUCAGUGACCGCCUGGUCAUUUUCUUUACCACAUCACACCAACCUACACACACCAGUCCAUGGUUUUUCAUCAUCACGGGGCGCUGGCCUUCUAUGGCGCACUAUUCAUGCUCGCCGCUAUAAAGCAUACCCCAUGUGCCGGCGCGAUUUUGUCGAAACGAGCUUUCCCAGAUCUGAAAGUGGGGGGAAAUGGUCGGAUUUGCGAACAGGAUUUGCCACAGAUUGGACAUACCAACCUAGUGGAACAAGAUAAUCAAUUCCAUCUAAGCAAGACAGCAGAUCUGGUUAAAACCCCUCAAAUUUUUUCUGCACACAGUUUGCAAUAUGAUCCGGUCUAUGGGAUGUACUUUCACAAAAAGGGUUUUGUAUCAUUGAAUGAAUAUUACACCCUUUCGGUUAAAGAUGGGAAGACAACCCCAGAGAGGAUCAAUGCUUUUGUGGAUGAUUUUGUGGUGUAUUAUACAAAACAUCAUAUGGGGAAGGAUUUGCAAGAAAGGGAGGAACAAUUCAAAAAGCUGAGAAUCGAUCCUAUAGAAGUCUGCAAAAUCCAAUUGGGCUGGCUUAAGGAGAACGUGAAGGAAAAUCCACACGCUAAAGAACUAAAUAAUGGAAAGACUGUGGAUGAUUUGCUUCAAAAGAUCAUGAAUAUCUCUCAGGGGAAAAUAUCACCAAUAAACUCAAUUGAGAUCUUUGGUCAAGAGAUGCAGGAUGUCCUACAAUUGGACAAAGAUAAAAUGAAACAGUUUGUUGAUUCAUACAUGUAUUCAAACAAGGCCUGA